CCAAUGUGCAAUCACCAUCGAUAACUUUUAACCUCGGAACUUUACAUCAUGACCUCAGGAGAAGAAAACGCCGAACAUUACUUCACGGUCGAAAAACUCAAUGGCCCUAAUUUCUGGAGAUGGCGAAACAACAUCCUCAUGUUGCUUACUUAUCUGGAUCUUGAUGACCUGGUCCUUUCGGCCAACCCUUCCGUGUCUGGUGAUGGUAAUAAUACGGCCAAGAAGAAGCAGGCCGCCGCGAUUAUCAGGCAACAUCUUGACGAUCAAAACGCGAUCAGAUUUGUUGAUGACCCGAGCAAGUUUGAACCCAAGGAGCUGUGGGAUGCUAUCUGCGGUCACUACGCUGCUCCAACACGGGCGAACGCGUUCGAACUCAUGGACCGUCUCUACGGAAUAAAAUUCGUUGAAGGCAGCUUCCAAGAAUCAAUCACCGAAAUCCGGGAAACUUCUAGAUUCCUCUUCGAAGUGUCUCAAUCCUACUUCGACCGAAAAACUCUGGAGCUACAUUGGAUAUUCUUUAUUCGGACGAGAUUACCGGCAUGCUUCAGGCACGUGGGCUCAGAAAUGAUGAAGCGGGACGACGGCAAUGAAUCUCUUGACAAUUACCUCUUGGAGCUCGAGCUGGAAAUAAGGAGACAGGAGCGUGCCCAGCAGAUCGGUCUUGCCUGCGCCGGAAAGCAGCCCAGUCCUAGCUCAGAUCAACACAGAAGACGACCCCCGCGCGCGUAUUGUAAGAAUGGCGUCCAUAACCCACAUACCCAUCAUUCUGCCGCGAACUGUAACCAACUGCACCCCAAGAAGAUAGGCAAUCAACAAGGACUAAGAAAGUGAAACUCUCGCAGAGAAUCCCAGGAUUCCUGUUACGUCCGUCGUGCUUAGCUCAUAUCUAUGCCUCAAACCUGGCUUGGGAUCAGUAAUAUCCACUCAGGUUCGAUACACAUUUUGCGUCGCCGAAGGCCUCCGCUCAACACUCUUCCAGAUUUCCUUACGCUUCUUCAACCUCACUUACCAGCUCCACAUGAAUAUCCAUGGCGGAGAAAUUUUGUUUCAAAAAAAAAUACACCCUGCACACUGCAUAGCCUCAUCGAUGGGUUUCCUGGCCACUCAUUCAGACCCUCUGUCAGGCUCGGCUGGGUGGUCUUUGCCACUGAGUCGUCGUUUCCUCCAGUCGGGAGCACUUGAAAACCUAGGUCGUGUAUGAUGCGUAGUUCCAGCACUCGAGCCCUGCGCCGUCCUCCCCUAACUUCCCGACCUCAUCCGCUUCUCGGCCCUUGUCCCACUAGACACCUUUCCGAACCAGUGGGCCCUUGCAGUAAAUUGCAUUGCCACUCAGCGCGUGACCGUCACCUGCGUCUCCGCACUCGAAAUGGAUUAUCUCUGAAGUGAGAUUUGAGCCGCGAGAUAUUUCAUGGACGUCUUGUGCGAACUCACAUUACCGCGCGAGCCUGGAAAUCAAAAUGCCGUCUUUCUCUCGCUUUGUGUUUAUCAUUCUAUCUAUUUCUUAUGCUCUAUUUCUUUUUUGAUAGUGCUCGUUUCUAUUUUUUUAUUUUUUUUCGUCUCCUGCUUGAAGCAGGAACAUGGAAAAAUAUGCGCAUGCGAUUGGCCUGAAAGAGCUG
This is a messenger RNA of Puccinia graminis f. sp. tritici CRL 75-36-700-3, 1616 nucleotides long. RefSeq lists its product as uncharacterized. The record is from RefSeq and is a predicted model, not a curated record. NCBI's taxonomy places the organism in Eukaryota, Fungi, Basidiomycota, Pucciniomycetes, Pucciniales, Pucciniaceae. The coding region runs from base 49 to 831 and encodes 260 amino acids. The transcript has a single exon.